Molecule: messenger RNA, 561 nt
Organism: Aspergillus piperis CBS 112811
Lineage: Eukaryota; Fungi; Ascomycota; Eurotiomycetes; Eurotiales; Aspergillaceae
Product: Hpt domain-containing protein
Exons: 2
Coding region: 1-561 (186 amino acids)
Biological process (GO): phosphorelay signal transduction system; phosphorylation
Cellular component (GO): cytoplasm; nucleus
Molecular function (GO): protein histidine kinase binding; histidine phosphotransfer kinase activity
Source: RefSeq, a predicted model, not a curated record
AUGGCGCCCACCACUACUACAAAGACCGUGGAGGAGCCUGUAGGUGUCGCGAAGCCGCACACUGAAGCCAGGGUUGAUGCUGACCUCCCCAAGCCCAAGGAGACUAAGGAAAUCCCCUCCACAUUGGCGGAGAUGAAGGGGAGUAUCGAUGAGAGCACAUUCGAGCAGAUUCUGGAGAUGGAUGACGACGAUAGCGACAGAGAUUUCAGCAAGGGUAUUGUGUUUGGCUUCUUCGAUCAGGCUGAGAGCACAUUUGUCAAGAUGGAGGAUGCUUUCGCUAAUCAAGCCUAUAGGAGGCGGGAAGAUCUGAGCGACCUGUCUUCUCUGGGACACUACCUGAAAGGUUCAUCAGCCACUCUCGGUCUCACCAAGGUCAAGGAUGCAUGCGAGAAGAUUCAACACUACGGAGCCGGCAAGGACGAGACCGGUUCGACGGAUGAGCCAGAAAAGAAGACCUCCCUUUCGCGCAUUGAGAAGACCCUGACCCAGGUGAAGGAGGAUUACAAGGAGGUCGAGGCCUUCCUGCGCAAGUACUAUGGCGAAGACGAGGAAUCCGCUUAA